UCCGUGGUGAGCGCACGCAUCCCUUCGACGAAUUUAUCCGAUCACACCCCCUGAAAUACAAACUUGUAUCGUGUUUUUAGACUUGUGAAUCAGUGUUCUGACAUUGUGACAUUUUGCUUAGGUUACCAAGGAAGGAUUCUUUACAAUAAUUCAUAAAAUGCAAACCAGGAAACGUCAGAAAAAAAGAAGAGCAAAGCAAAACUGUGUAGUGCGAUGGACGUGCCAUACAAAAAUGUAAUCUAAUCGUUGAGAAAUAACGUUAAACAUGGCAUUUUCCUUUUGUCCAGCAAUGGGCAGAGUUUCUAACAGAGAUUUAUUAGUGGUGGUUCUAUUCUUGUUCCGGACAAUAGUUUGUGACAGUCUCUGUCCAAAGUUUGCGGAGAAGCCACUUGAGACCAGAGUUCAAGAUGCAUCAAUAGUUUUUAGGGCCGUGGUUGUACAAACACAUUAUCAGAGUAAAACACUAGAUUUGGCGCUAGUGUCGAUAUACAGAGGAGGUGUGGAAUUAGCGUCAAUAAGUCAAUAUUCCGGUUCACCGUACAACACUACCGACAGGCAGGUGAAUUUAAAAAUAAGUCCUCAACUUGGGGACUGCUUCAACUGGAGUAUGGCGCCAUCUCAAAGUGAGCUGGUGGUAUUUUCAAGGGUCAGUGAUCCAGCCGUGGAUUUGGAGACGACUCCAGCUGACGGGCCAUGGCUGGAAGCUACUGCUGCUGCAGUACCCUGGAGUCUAGGAGUAGACAUUGCCAUUUGGAAUGCCGUCGGUUGGGCAGGGUGGGGGGAGUGGGGAGCGUGCAGUAGAUCCUGUGGAGGUGGGAGGCAAACGAGACGAAGAUAUUGUUCCAGACCAAGCUGCGAGGGUUACGGAGAUCAGGGACGAUCCUGUAACUCUUUCGAUUGUAAAGGAGCAAUAAACCCUUUAGCACCGGGUGCAAGACGGAAUUUCCAUCCUGCUCAGGCCCGGUGGGGCCCUGUGGAUGAUCGCCCACAUGCCUUCAGUCUGCGACCCAACUCUUACAUUUGGAUCGCGUCUUCGGAGCUCUUUGCUGCUGGGAAGACCUUCCCCAGAGAAUUCACAUUAUUUGUAUCACUAAGAUUGAGACCUGAGAGCGGAGGCUACGGCCAGGGGACGUUGUUCUCUCUAAGGUCCCGCCGCCGGACGGGCUCGUUCCUUUCCCUGGAGCUGGCUGGUCGGGGCGCUGCAAGGCUUGUGCAUGCAGGCUCGGGGUCUUCAAGAUCCAUAUAUUUGGCAGUACCGUUGUAUGACUUUCGUUGGCACCAUAUUGCUAUUAGUGUUCACGAUGACAACACAGUACGUGCGUACGUCGAUUGCCGCUGGCUCAGAACGGACGUCUUGGAAAAAGACGCCUUGGUUACACCGAGGGACGCUGAUCUCAUUAUAGGCUAUCUCUUCUCGGGCGAUCUGGAACAGUUGGUGCUGGUGCCAAAAGCUGGACAAGCGCAAAAGCAGUGCUCGAGCCAAGUGAAUGGAAUAUCAACCCCUUACGUUACACUGCACGACUCGUAACUGAGAACUAAAUUGAACUACACUGAAGAAAUACGGUAAUGUCCAAUAACGUGCUUGGAUACAACAUGUUUAGAUGAGGAAUUUGUGAUUUGGACUUGAUUAAUCUAAAAACAGUCAGCUACUAUGCAAAAUUUGAAUUACAUGAACUACAAUGUAAAUGAAAUGAUAAUAAUUACAAAAGAUCUCUGAAUAUAAGAAAUGAAAUUAUAUAUAUAAACUAGGACCAUCGUACGGUACUUUGUGUGUCUAUGACAGUUUAUAUCACAAUAAUGUAUUAUGUUGAAUUAGUAACAUCUGUAGAUAGUAAAUUUGAGAAUAUACUUGGUAAAAACAUAUUUACUUUUGAAGUAAACAUUGAAUCUGUUUUAUGGGUAAUAAGAGGAUUUUAAAUAUGUACAGAUUAUUUCUUGGGUGUGAAUAAAAACAAACAUAGCAGACAAGUAAAAAUGUAUUAUGAAUAACAGUGAAUACGAUAUAAAUUUGCUAUAUGAAAUGUAGGUUUUGGUUCUACAAAUGAGUGCUACUAAACUACAGCAUAUAAUUGAUUCAACCAUAAAAUAUAUCGCAUAAUUAUUUAGUAACUAUAAAUUUUCCAAUUAACUACAUUUUCCUUUAUCAGUAGCCUACUUUUAUCUGAAUAUUAUGAAUUUUAUUCAUAAUCUCAGAUAUUAAAAAAUUGGAGAUAACGUACAUAAUAUUAUUUCUUAAGCUAAAAUUCGAUAAAGGAGAAACUUAAUUUACGAGAAUGUUUCAUUAAAUGAAAUGAGAAUGUUUGCCUAAAUACAGACACUUAUUAAAAAUUUGCUGCUUAAGAUUAGUUGAUUUAAUUGUAACUUUUAUCUUAAUAAAAGAGAAAACUACGAUUUGAGAGUAAAUGAAGAAAUUUUAAUACAAUUUCUCAUGCAUUACUGAUCAAACUGAGAUGAAAAGUAAUAAACAAGCAAAAUUUGUAACUUCUAGUUGCUGACGAUAAGACAAAAUCUCCGUAGAAACUGAUACCGUAACAGUGUUUUAAAACAACAUUACUGAUAACAACUUCACACGUUUUAUGAGCGAGAUAUUUACUGUGAAUUUCGAGACUUCAAAAAGAUAUAAGUACGUAAAUAUCCCCUUUACAAAAUAGAUAAAAUCAAUACGUGUUCGCUAAAUGAAAGGCGGCUACGUUUUACGGUUGAGUCAAUUACGUGUUUUAGUUCAAAUGUGACUCGUUCCACUUAAAAAGAUUGCUUCAUAAAUCUAAGUUAACACUACUUACGACAUCUGAUAAAUGUAAUACAAUAAAUUUAAGUACUUAUGUAUAACAGAAUAGAAUGGGAAAUAGUUUUUCUUACAAUUUAGCCGGUCUAAUGUAAAUAUUAGUCUCUUAAAUGUAAGUUUCAGUAAAAUUAUAUACCUAAUGUAUUUAAAUAUUCAGUCGACUUUGUUUCAGUGAUAUGUUUCAGGUAUUUUGUGUUUAUAUUACAUGCGACCUUUUUUGUUGCAUUUUAAGGAAAACUAGUUUAUUAAUUAAAAUGUAAAAUGCCUAAUAAACAAUUUUAACUAUUAGUAUGUUUCAACAGUAACAUUAGCUUAAAAUAAAAUACCAAAACAUCACAAUAGUUAAAGGAGAUUUAUCAGGCAGAAAAUGUUUGUAAGUAUAAAUUAUCGGUUUUAUUUAUCUUCUAUCAUUUGUGUAAGAUGUUUCAAAAGAAACUGUUACUUAUGAUUCCCUUGAAUAUAUGAUUAAAGAAGGUUACUAAUA
Messenger RNA from Galleria mellonella (greater wax moth), 3269 nucleotides. RefSeq lists its product as uncharacterized. The coding region runs from base 266 to 1528 and encodes 420 amino acids. The transcript has 9 exons. Gene Ontology annotation, molecular function: metalloendopeptidase activity. The record is from RefSeq and is a predicted model, not a curated record. Lineage: Eukaryota; Metazoa; Arthropoda; Insecta; Lepidoptera; Pyralidae. Gene Ontology annotation, cellular component: extracellular matrix. Gene Ontology annotation, biological process: extracellular matrix organization.